Molecule: messenger RNA, 882 nt
Organism: Westerdykella ornata
Lineage: Eukaryota; Fungi; Ascomycota; Dothideomycetes; Pleosporales; Sporormiaceae
Product: MSP domain-containing protein
Exons: 6
Coding region: 1-882 (293 amino acids)
Biological process (GO): endoplasmic reticulum membrane organization
Cellular component (GO): plasma membrane; endoplasmic reticulum membrane
Molecular function (GO): FFAT motif binding
Source: RefSeq, a predicted model, not a curated record
AUGUCUGUCGAGCUCGAGCCGCCGGAGCUUGGCUUUAAGCGACCGUUCCAGCAGGAAGUCUCCCAAAUCCUGAGACUGAGAAACCCGCACUCUGAUCCCGUGGCCUUUAAGGUCAAAACCACCGCGCCGAAGCAAUACUGCGUGAGACCUAAUUCCGGCCGCAUUGAGCCUGGUCAAGAUGUUGAAGUCAAAAUUCUGCUGCAGGCGAUGAAGGAGGAUCCACCGCCGGAUGCGAAGUGUCGCGACAAGUUCCUCGUGCAAUCUGUUCUCAUCACGGCUGAUAAGGAGUUCACCAAUGUUGCGUCCCUCUGGUCACACAUAGAACAAACCAACAAACAGUCUAUCCAGGAGAAGAAGAUCAGGGUCAACUUCCUGCCCGCCGACGCGUCCACAGCAACGCCCAUCAAGCACCAUGGCGUGUCCCAAGACGAACGUUCGCUUAUGUCGUCAGCUUCCCCGGAAGCGUACACGCCUCAGCCUGGAACUAGUGCAACUCCAGCUUCGCGCGUCGAGUCAACACCCUCUGAAGAUAAGCUCUCGAGAGGGGCGCUGGACUCUAGGGCUGGUCAAUCCGCAGCUGGAAGUCUUAAGUCGACAAUCACCUCUGCAGCUGCGGGGGUAGCAAACGCUAUCCCCACGUCUACCGCUGAACUCCAGGCGCAGCUCGCGGAAUCCAAAGCCACCAUCGACAGACUCCGCCAACAGAUCGAGCAGUCGACAGGACUCCGCCAACGCAAGACGGAAGCCACUGAACCUACGCGCGAGGCCAAUGAACAGCUACUGACUGCAGAGCGCGUGCAGCCCCCCGCGGGAGGAGUUCCGGUUCAGAUUGUGGCGGUAUUGUGUCUGCUGAGUUUCCUUCUGGCUUACUUCCUUUUCUGA